GCAAGCAGGGAGCUAAGACUUUAGAUAUUAAACUUGUUUUUGGCAACUCUUUUUACAGAACUCAAAAACGUUUUUCCUUUAUUCACUGCAAAAUCAAGCAGCUAUUUUUAUCCUUCGUCUCUUCUUCUUGCAGGAAAGAAGCUUAAAGGUAACCUUUUCCGGUCUCACCACUUCUCUAUUAUUUUUUACCACUAAUUUCCACUUCCUCUUUAGCUCCAAAAUUUUGUCUGACUAGGGUUUUAGUGUUCUUAGGCAAACCCAUCUUGGUUUUAGCAUCUCUAUGCUUAUACUGAACUGGGUUUACUCUCUUUUGAUUCUUUAUUGGAGAAACUAUUCCUUUUAUGAAUUGGGUUUUGGUUAUUCUAUGUUUUUAACCUUCUAUUUACACAAAAGAACUAGUCUUUUGUGCCGAGCUUUUCACUUGGGUAAGCAAUUUGCCAACCCAAGUGCAGAAGAAAUUAUUUUUAGGGCACUUUGUAUUAAUUUAAGACAGAGGAAAUGGAAAGUGUUAAAUCAAAUGGCUCCAAGUCUAACAAGUUCGUUAGUAAGCCGUGUUGUUUGCGAGUUUCGAACAUCACCAACCUUGGCUUUGGAGUUUUACAAUUGGGUUGGAGAGAACAAGAGCAUUUCACACUCUUUAGAAUCUUGUUGUGUCAUAGUUCAUGUGUUGGUGAAUUCAAAGAGAUUUGAUGAUGCAUUGUCAAUAAUGGGCAAGUUAAUUUGUGGAGAUGGUGUGCCUCCACUGGAGGUUUUCAAAGGUUUGGUUGAUAGUUAUGAAAUGUGUGAGUCAACUCCUGCUGUGUUUGAUGCAUUGGUGAGGGCUUGUACUCAAGUUGGAGCUACUGAGGGUGCUUAUCUAGUGAUUCAGAAUUCGAGAGUGGAGGAUUUUUGGGUUUCGAUUCAUGCUUGGAAUAAUUUUUUGAGUCAUCUUGUGAAAUUAAAUGAUAUCAGUAGGUUUUGGAAAUUGUACAAGGAAAUGGUGUCAUUUGGAUAUGUUGUGAAUGUGAAUACUUUUAACUUGGUUAUUUAUGCCCUUUGUAAGGAAAGCAAAUUAGUAGAAGCAAUAUCAGUAUACUACCGGAUGUUGAAAAGUGGGAUUUGCCCAAAUGUUGUUUCUUUCAAUAUGAUAAUAGAUGGAGCUUGCCGAAUAGGUGACUUAGAAUUAGCAUUGAGGCUAGUUGCGAAGAUGAGAGUAAUGUCAGGGGACAGCGUUUUUCCAAAUUCAGUGACCUACAAUUGUAUCAUCAAUGGGUUUUGCAAGAUUGGAAAAAUAGCAUUUGCUGAAGAAGUUCACAAUGAUAUGGUUAAGGCCGGUAUCAAGUGUAACACAAGGACCUAUGCAACUUUAAUAGAUGGAUAUGCUAGAGGAGGGAGUCUGGAUGUGGCACUUAGGUUGUGUGAUGAAAUGGUGGAGAGGGGCUUGAUGCCUAAUACUAUCAUUUACAAUUCAAUAAUUCAUUGGCUUUACACAGAAGGAGAUAUGGAGGGAGCUUCGUUGCUUUUGUCUGACAUGAUUGAUAAGAAUAUAUGCCCUGAUCAGUUCACCUACUCCAUUCUCACAAAGGGGCUUUGUAGAAAUGGAUACAUGGCACAAGCUUUCAAGUUUCACAAAGAAGUUCUUGAGAAACACCUUAUACGAGAUGCAUUUUCAUACAAUAUUCUCAUCGAUUAUCUUUGCCAUAGCAAUAACUUAUCAGGAGCUAAGCAGCUAUUGAGUAAUAUGUUUGUUCAUGGUUUGAUUCCUGACAUUGUUACCUAUGGUUCUCUGAUUGAUGGCUACUGUAAGGAAGGAAACAUAGACAAUGCUGUGCAGGUUUAUGAAAAUAUGGUUAAGAUGGAGGAAAAACCCAACUUGGUAAUAUACAAUUCCAUUAUAAAUGGCUUAUGCAAGGAGGCGUCUGUAGAUGUUGCAAAAAAUUUGUUAGAUGUGUUACAGAGGAUGGGUUUACUUGAUUCAGUAACCUAUAACACUUUGAUGAAUGGAUAUUUUGGCUGUGGUAAGAUUGAUGAGGCUUUUUCUUUGAUUCCACAAAUGAGAAAUGUCGGGAUUCUGGUGAAUAGAGUUAGUUACAAUAUCUUGAUAAACUAUCUGUGCAAGUUUGGGUGUUAUCAACAGGCAAGAAAGGUAAUGAAGGUGAUGAUUCUUCACGGCAUCAUUCCCGAUUUCAUAACUUACACAACUCUUGUUACCAAUUUUAGUAAGAAUUGCAGUCCAGAAGAAGUGAUUGAAUUGCAUGACUACAUGGUUCUCAAGGGAGUAAUUUCUGAUAUUCAAACAUACAAGGCCAUUAUUUGCCCACUUAUUGGAGAAAAAAAUGCUGAAAAUCAAGUUUAGUUGUUAGAAUGGGUGCAUGAUGUGUGUAUAUGGUUCCCUCUGGUCACUAUAAUUAUUUUUGUGUAUAUCCUUAAUAUUUCAAGGGACAGGGAACUAAUUUUUUUUUUCAUUAUUAUUAUUUUUUAAACUAGAUGUAUCAAACAAAAUUUUGGUGAACAAAGGCUCUAAUGUCAAGCAGAAAAUAUCAAUGGG
Messenger RNA from Pistacia vera, 2527 nucleotides. Its product is annotated as pentatricopeptide repeat-containing protein At1g11710, mitochondrial. The record is from RefSeq and is a predicted model, not a curated record. The transcript has a single exon. Gene Ontology annotation, molecular function: protein binding. NCBI's taxonomy places the organism in Eukaryota, Viridiplantae, Streptophyta, Magnoliopsida, Sapindales, Anacardiaceae. The coding region runs from base 281 to 2335 and encodes 684 amino acids.